AUGGAUAAACAAGCUUCAGAAGUUAACGGCAACUUUUUGAAAGAUCAGUUCCGGGAAGAAAAUGAUCAGUUCCGGGAAGAAAAUGCCUCCAGCCUGAAACAGAGCCUGCUCCUUGCCUCCCUCAUGGCCCCUUGCCCUCCGUCCACCAUCCGGCACCACUGCUCUGAGAUCAGUUCCGGGAAGAAAAUGCAGAGAGAAAAGAAAUUUCUGCAGACACAGCAACACAAAGUGGAUGUCACGCUCGAUGCUGACACGGCUCACCCCAGAUUGGAAAUCUCAGACGAUGGGAAGAGAGUCAAAGAUACUGGCACCAUCAGAAAAGUGCCCAGGAAUCAGAAAAGAUUUGAUUCCCACACUUUUGUGUUGGCAAAGGAAGGAUACACAUCUGGGAGACACUACUGGCAAGUGGAUGUUGGCAAGAGAAGAAGCUGGGCCUUGGGCAUUGCCCGGGAAUCCGUGACUCGCAAAGGGACUGUGACUCUGACCCCUAAGAAUGGCUUUUGGGUCAUAGGGUGUGCAGAUGGGCGAGAGUAUUGGGCCCACACAGACCCUUGGACCCCUUUGAGGGUGAAUGGGAAGCUGCAAAAGGUUGGGAUCUUCCUGGACAUCUCAGCCAAGAAGAUGACGUUUUACAACGUCCAUAAGAAAGCGUCUCUGUACACUUUCACCAUGGGAGGUGACAGCAGCCAGGAAGAGAAGUUUUUUCCUUUCUUCUCAACAGGCCCUGCUACUACAAAGCCUGACGAUGAGCCUUUAAGAAUAACGCAAGUGUUGGAUGAUGAUGAAUGGAUGAAUUGGGAAUGCAUGGUCAAUGUCUGAAUGAAACACAAAGCCUGAGAUUACACUGCACUCUUAUCAGACCCCUGCUUUUUGCCACCAAAUCAAAGUUGAACAGAUCUUUCAUUUAAGAAGCUUCCUCCAUUACUUUUUAAUCCUUCCAUGAUCCAGUCAAGAAGAAGACGACCUAUACUUCAGGCUACAAGUCACUGGGUAGAGAGGACCUUCAGUUCUUCUAAGCA
This is a messenger RNA of Chroicocephalus ridibundus (black-headed gull), 1019 nucleotides long. RefSeq names its product butyrophilin subfamily 1 member A1-like. Gene Ontology annotation, cellular component: cytoplasm. Lineage: Eukaryota; Metazoa; Chordata; Aves; Charadriiformes; Laridae. The record is from RefSeq and is a predicted model, not a curated record. Bases 1 to 819 code for a protein of 272 amino acids. Gene Ontology annotation, molecular function: ubiquitin protein ligase activity; protein binding. Gene Ontology annotation, biological process: protein ubiquitination. The transcript has 9 exons.